Messenger RNA from Phyllostomus hastatus (greater spear-nosed bat), 5066 nucleotides. It is a transcript of the gene POLH, whose product is annotated as DNA polymerase eta. The record is from RefSeq and is a predicted model, not a curated record. Lineage: Eukaryota; Metazoa; Chordata; Mammalia; Chiroptera; Phyllostomidae. Gene Ontology annotation, cellular component: site of double-strand break; replication fork; nucleus. The transcript is spliced from 11 exons. Gene Ontology annotation, molecular function: damaged DNA binding; DNA-directed DNA polymerase activity. The coding region runs from base 277 to 2415 and encodes 712 amino acids. Gene Ontology annotation, biological process: response to radiation; error-prone translesion synthesis.
UCGCGGCGGGCGCGCUGAAUGAUAUCUGUCAAGUGGGUUAGCAAUUGAGCGCCCUGGCUUUGACUGAACCUGUGGGGCGCUGCCCGGCCAAGGAUUCUCUGCGACUCUUGGUCUGGUUUUCAUCCUUACGGGGAAUAAAUCUCUCGAUACUAACUGGCUUGCUGCCGGAAAGGGGACAGUUAUUCCAAGACCCACUCAUCUUCCAGUGGACACCGAGCCUAGCAUUUGCAUCGUCCGCAGUUUGGCAGUUUUACCAGGGGUCUGCAACAUUGAAACAUGGCUAAUGGACAGGACCGCGUAGUAGCUCUAGUGGACAUGGACUGUUUUUUUGUUCAAGUAGAGCAGCGGCAAAAUCCUCAUUUGAAGAAUAAACCUUGUGCAGUCGUACAGUACAAAUCAUGGAAGGGUGGUGGAAUAAUUUCAGUGAGUUAUGAAGCUCGUGCAUUUGGGGUCACUAGAUACAUGUGGGCAGAUGAUGCAAAGAAGUUAUGCCCAGAUCUUCUACUGGCACAAGUUCGUGAGUCCCGUGGGAAAUCUAACCUCACAAAGUACCGGGAAGCCAGUGUGGAAGUGAUGGAGGUAAUGUCUCAUUUUUCUGUGAUUGAACGUGCCAGCAUUGAUGAAGCUUAUGUAGACCUAACCAGUGCUGUACAAGAGAGACUACAAAAGCUGCAAGGUCAGCCUAUCUCUGCAGAUUUGUUGCCAACCACCUACAUUGAAGGGUUGCCCCAAGACCCUACAACAGCAGAAGGGACUGUUCAGAAAGAAGAAAUGCGAAAACAAGGCUUAUUGCAAUGGCUUGAUUCUCUUGAGACUCAGAACACCACCUCUCCAGACCUGCAGCUCACCGUGGGAGCAGUGAUUGUGGAGGAAAUGAGAGCAGCCAUCGAGAGGCAGACUGGUUUUCAGUGUUCAGCUGGAAUUUCACACAAUAAGGUCCUGGCAAAACUGGGUUGUGGACUAAAUAAGCCCAACCGCCAGACGCUGGUCUCACACAGGUCGGUCCCACAGCUCUUCAGCAACGUGCCUAUUAACAAAAUCCGUAAUCUCGGAGGAAAGCUGGGAGCUUCUGUCAUUGAAAUCCUGGGGAUAGAGUACAUGGGUGAACUGACCCAGUUCACUGAAUCCCAGCUCCAGAGUCAUUUUGGGGAGAAGAAUGGAUCUUGGCUAUAUGCCAUGUGCCGUGGAAUUGAACAUGAUCCAGUUAGACCCAGGCAAAUUCCCAAAACCAUUGGCUGCAGCAAGAACUUCCCAGGAAAAACGGCUCUGGCUACCCGGGAACAGGUACAAUGGUGGCUUUUGCAAUUAGCCCAGGAAUUAGAGGAGAGACUAACGAAGGACCGAAAUGAUAAUGACAGGGUAGCCACGCAGCUGGCCGUGAGCAUUCGUGUACAAGGAGACAAACGUCUCAGCACUCUGCGCCGCUGCUGUGCCCUUACCCGCUAUGAUGCUCACAAGAUGAGUCAUGAUGCGUUUGCUGUCAUCAGGAACUGUAAUACUUCAGGAACACAAACCGAAUGGUCCCCUCCCCUCACAAUGGUUUUCCUCUGUGCUACCAAAUUCUCUGCCACUGCCCCUUCGUCUUGCACAGACAUCACCGUCUUCUUGAGUAACGACUCAGGUUCUCUGCCAAAGGUGCCAGUUGCCAGUCCAGAAACUAAGACCCAGGGAAGUGGCCCAUCGGUGACAGCCACUAAGAAAGCAGCCACUUCUCUGGAAUCAUUUUUCCAAAAAGCUUCAGAAAAGCAGAAAGUCAAAGAUGCUUCACUUUCAUCCCUUACUGCCACUUCCCAGGCCCUCAAGAGCAAUUCACCACUGAAGCUCUCCUUACCUUUCCAAACCAGCCGUACUACAGGAAUCGGGCCCUUCUUUAAGCAGAAAAGUUUGCUUCUGAAGCAGAAACAGCUUAAUGAUCCUUCUGUUGUCAUUCCUCCACAGAAUCUGCAGUCUAGCCCUAAAAAGUUAUCAAAAUAUUUUCCAGCAAAGUAUCCAGAUUCUGCCCCCGUCUGUGAAGGGGUUUUGAAGCUCGAAUCCUUUAAAGCAACUCCUGCAGAGAUGGAUUUGGCCCGAAACAGCCGGAGCAGGUUUGCCUCUUUAACCUCCCAGUCUGCUCCAGAGGGGGCUCAGAAGGCAGCUACCACCCCACGCCUGCUGGCUACUGAGGACCAAGUGCCCUGUGAGAAGUGUGGCUCUCUGGUACCUGUGUGGGAGAUGCCGGAACAUAAGGACUAUCAUUUUGCACUAGAGUUGCAGAAAUCCUUUUUCCAGCCCCACAGUUCACACCCCCAGGUUGUUCCUGCCAGUUCUCCUCAAGGCAAAAGAAAUCCCAAGAGCCCUCUGGCCUCUGGUAAUAAACGCCCCAGGCCUGAGGGCAUGCAGACCUUGGAAUCAUUUUUUAAGCCAUUAACACCCUAAGUGCUGUCUUCAGGCUUGCUGCAAUGUUUUAAUAUUUUAUCUAUAACCUGGGAAAUGGAAAUAUGUUUACUUUUUAAGGAAAUUCAUAACUAUAAAAAUUUUAUAAGAAAAAUAAUUCAGUUAAAUGCUGAGUGUAGGCUAUCUCUUCAUGGGCAUGGAUUCUAAUUUCAUUGCAAAUAGAAAUGUAAAAAUUUGUCUUCCAGAGAUACAACUGCUUUGCAUUUUUAAUCAUGAAGUGUUUAGGGAGGCAGUGUCAUGUAGUCAAAAAUGUGUGGGCCUUGGAGCCUUGGAGAUCUGGUUCCAGACCUGACACUGCCUCCUGUAUUGUAGUAUAUGGCCUGGAGCUAGUCACUUUCCUCACUCUUCCUCAUCUUUGAGAUGAGCAGAAUUGAGAUAAUGCCUUACAGAUUACUGAAGAUUAAGAAUAAUUUCUUAAAAUACUAUAGCACAGAAGGAACUGAGUAAAAAAGUUUUUGUUCCCCCUUCCUCUGUGUUGGGUUACUCAGUAGAUACUGAACUUCAUACAAGCAAACUGUGUGGACAGCCAGUUUUAGCCAUUGGCCCUUCUGCCUCUUGCAUCUUGUUCUAUGUACGAGAUUGUUACUGGACGACUGCAGGAACCCUGCUUAGACUGGGUAGUCAUGACCAGAACUAGAUUACCUCCAGAACCCUGCUGCUCGUGUGAUGCUGAGCAGCAGCAGCAGCACCAGGGAACUUGUUAAAAUUGUCUCAGCUUCACCUCCACCCCAGCUGAAUCAGAAUCUGUAUAUUAAUAAGAUUCCUCAGGGUGUAUCUUAAAGUUUCAGAAAUACUGAUCUAGAAAAUACUAACAGCUGGCCAGGUUUGUAGAGAGCAUUUUGUUAAACCCUAAACUACAAAUUUAAAGGGUAAGUACUUGGGCCUUUGGGGUCAGUGGUGUGCUCACCUCUUCCCUAUUUAAGUGACCAUUUAGGUUUUCCCUGUUUAGUGACCAUAGCUUAGGGUUUUAAAUUGCUGUAGCUUUUUGCACUUAUCUGCAUUUAUUGUGCUGUAUUUUUCGUCUCUGCUCUUAUAUGUGGAAAGUUAGCCUUUUUUUUUUUUUUGUCUUUUCUGAUAUGGAGGACCUUGAAUAAAACUGAAGAUGAACCACAUUACAUGGUAGUGAGGUAGUGCAGAAGUAGGGACAAGGGUGCACAUAUUUCCCCUCAGAUACAUCUAUAAAAACCAACUGCUUUUUAAGCUUAUUUAUAAACUCGGGGGUCUGUUUUUAGUUUGAAGGAGGGAAACAAUUGAAAACCACCAGGUCUAACAGGAAAUUUCUUGCUCCAAAAAUAUUUAAAUGUCUAAUAAAAGACAAUAUUUACUCUAUACAUGGUCCUUUCCCUACUAGGUCUGUAGUUUCUUGGAGGCAAGAAUUCUACACAGUGCCCUGCACAUAAUAGAUGCUUAAUAUUCAUUGGAUGAAAAUAUAUAAUGAAAAAAAUUGUAGAUGGUUACUGGAACUAGCAAAAUAAAAAUAUACAUGCUACUGGCAGACAGGGGCAGGAGGCUGUCUUAUAUAUCCUUUUAUCCUCCUAAAUGGUCCCUUGACCUGAAGUAGCUCACUGGAGUUCCUGGAGAUGUGUCAUUAAGUACUGAUAUGAUUUUCCAAAAUUUCCCUUCUUAACCCAGGAAGAGUUUUUAGAAAAUUUUUAAAAUAAAAAAUGCAUUUUUGUUCUUUGAUGGGUGAUUGUGUGCAGGUUUCAUAUUUCAAAUUCACUUAAACCUAAGAAAAAUUGUUUUAAUUCAGUGGUGUGUAAGAAUGAAUUAUGCCAGGAUGUCAUCAUCCCACAUCUGUUGUCAUUGACAGCAGCCAGAAGUCCAACUGGGGUCCUGCUGGGAGCUUAUUGAUAGGAGCUUGUGGAGAAUCACAAUGGGAAGAGGGUAUUUUGACUAUAAAUACUGAGUUUAUGAGGAUUAUUUGAGAGUUUUGGUUUGGAUGAGGUGCCUCUUCACUAACCUACAAACUCUCUGAAGACCUUUGAGACAUUUGCUCCUACUUGUGGGCAGUGGUGUUAAACCCCCGCAGAACCUCAUAAAUGAUGCUAUUCGUGGCCCCUCGGUCCUCCUGCUGACACUCCUGUCCUGGCUGCCUAGCAAUGUGCUCUAGCAACAGGGAACUUUUACUUUUGUGCUGGCAGCUGGACAUCAGCUCUUCGGUGGCUCUGCUGCCAACUUUCUGGAGUGCCUCCUGGUAUAAAAAGGUACACUUUGUAUUAAGUUUGGACUUGACUCCUUUGCCUCCCCUUGAUUGGAACAAUAGUGUGAUUAAUCUGUUAUUUGUUUGGUGUAUGUUACUUUACUUGGCUUAUUAAGAGAAAUAUUGUGCCCUGGCUGAUGUGGCUCAGUGGAUUGAAUGCUGGCCUGCGAAUCAAAAGGUUGCCAGUUCAAUUCCCAGCCAGGGCACAAGCCUAGGUUUCAGGCCAGGUCUCCAGUUGGGGGUGUGUGAGGCAACCUGUCGAUGUUUCUGUCACACAUUGAUGUUUCUCUCCCUCUUUCUCCCUCCCUACCCCUUUCUCUAAAAAUAAAUAAAACCUUUAAAAAAAGAAGAUACUGUAUUCUACUCACUGGCUUAUGAAAUUAUAAUUCCUACAGUGAACCUGUGCUAAAUAAAUUGCUGGCAAAGACAGAAA